AUUGUCUAUUCUUGUAAAUGACAGCUCGAAAAGCCAGCGAUAGUGACCUAAGGCGGAAUUAUUGCAUUUUGUAAAAACUUUCAUGUGCAAUUACUAUACAAACUUGAUUACAUCCAGCAAUCAUGAUGUCUACUACAGAAGGAGAUCUGGAUAUCGAAGUGUCCCACGAACUUGAAGACGGCGAGUUGGAAGACUCAGAUGUGGAAGAGGGCACUUACGUCCCUUUGGCGCGACCUGAAGCCUUCAACCCGCCGUCUCUCGUAAAUAUGCAGAUUCAGGAUGAACAAAGUGACGAAGAUUCAGUUCAAGAGUCGUCAGGAUCGGAAUCCGAUGAUGAACCUCAUCGGCGACCGAAACGAACUAAACUAAGACUGCGACCUCCACAACCGCAGACUCAGGCAGCAAAGAAGGACAAGUACAAUAUAUGGUGUAAAGCAUUGCAGGAAGAUCUUCUAACCGAGGAUAUGGUCACUUGUGAUUUAACAAAAAAGAGUAGAUAUGGCGUUGAAUCAUAUGACUACACAAUUAAGUAUAGAUUAAAUGAUGACUAUAUUUCCAAAAAAGUAUUUACAAAUAACUCUGAAUACAGGCCUAAGGAUCAAGCCACGAAUAAGAGAAGUAAUUCAGAUAGAGGCAAUGUAAAGUUAAGACUUGGCAAGAGGGUGAAUAGUGAACUGCCCUUGGAUGAGAAACAGGUUCCAAGAAUUUUACCAGAUUUACUCGUAUCAUUAGAAGACCCAACAGAACUAAUAGCUAAUGAAAUUGCAGAGAAGUUGACUGAAGAGAAAAAAGAUUUAGUUGGUAGGAUUGUUCAAGUCAUUGGUGCAAGCAAGGCUAUAGAUUUGUAUAAGGAGACACAAAAGAUUGAAGCAGAUGGGGGAAUGCUCGUAAUGAAUGGCACAAGAAGACGCACACCGGGUGGUAUUUAUUUCUUUUUAUUAAAAAGGGAUGAUGAUAUCUCGCAGAGUAUGAUAAAUCAGAUAUUCAAUGAAGAUCGAAAGGAAACUAAUCGCAAGAUUAAGAAAACACGAGCCAAGACUCGUCAAAAAGUAAUGGAACAGUUGAAACAGAGUCUCACAGAUUCAGAACUACCGUCGCUACUCUCUCGGGGCGAGGCGACAGUGCAGUCGGAACACGGCUCCAACCCGCCGCCGUCCCCCGCGACCGACGCCCGCGACGGCUCGAGCGACACUGACGCACACUCACACACAGAACUGCCCUCCUCCCCGCGGUCGCAGUCCCCUCUCCCCGACCGAAAGUCUCGCACCAUACAGGACUAUGAAGACGAUGACUUCUUAGAAGUGAUGUGCAACGAUGAUAUGGAGUUGUUCUAAUGAGGUGCUUCUCCUGGUGCUGUUUCUGCCUCUCCCUGUUAGACUAAUAGUAUGUAAUCUGUUUAUUACCUUAGAUAUAAUCUGAAAGUUUGUUGUCAAAUGUGUGGUGCGGCUUAUUGAAAAUCGUAGUGUGAAGUUCUGCAGCAUGCAUUCCCUUUUUGCAUCUAAAAUGUGGCUGUGAAUUUUUACACUCUUUACAAGAAUCGAAAAUAAAAUAUGCCUUGAAAAUUGUUACUGCUCUUUGUGUACUGUGUUUACUAGUAUAGCAAUUGGCACGUAUCUUGAGCAUUCGGCGACAAGUAGGGACAGUUUUGUACGAUGCAUGCAGAACUCGCAAAUAUUUUAGUUUGUGAUGCAUGUAAAGUGCACAUCAAUACUAUACAUAUUAAAAUAAAUGGGAAAAUGAUAGAAAAUAGUUUAAUAAAGAAAA
This is a messenger RNA of Melitaea cinxia (Glanville fritillary), 1764 nucleotides long. RefSeq names its product phosphorylated adapter RNA export protein (gene Phax). Bases 123 to 1334 code for a protein of 403 amino acids. NCBI's taxonomy places the organism in Eukaryota, Metazoa, Arthropoda, Insecta, Lepidoptera, Nymphalidae. Gene Ontology annotation, cellular component: nucleus. Gene Ontology annotation, biological process: snRNA export from nucleus. The transcript has 6 exons. The record is from RefSeq and is a predicted model, not a curated record.